AUGAGGGAUUUGCACUUGGAAAAUGUUCUUCUCCAAACGAUUUUUAAAUUAAGAGCCUUGCCAAAUAACUCAUUGCGGCACAUUCCACGAAACACUUUCAAGAAUAUGAAGAAUCUGGAUAUUAUAAAUCUGGAAAUGAAUUCAAUUUCAGGGAAUUUUUACCUUCCUCCAAGCCUUUCUAUACUUAAACUCGAACACAACCUAAUAUCAAUUGCGGAUGUAAGGGUCAUUCUCAAAGGACUAACACGGCUUCGGAAACUAUACCUUAAUUCAAAUCCACUUGGACCAUCUCUGCCAGCAGAUAUCUUUGCUGUUUUUAACGAUAUGAAAUAUCUUUCCAUGGAAAAUUGCGACUUGGAGAAUAUACAAAAUGGAACUUUUCGGUCGAUGCAACAAUUACAAGACCUUACACUGUCUAAUAAUAAGCUGACACAUAUAGACAAGGGUACAUUGGAAGGACUUACGGAUAACCUCGCUAAUUUGGUCCUUGAUCACAACAGACUGAAGACGAUAGGUGAUGGAACUUUCAAGCAAUUUAUCUCUCUCGAAAUAUG
Messenger RNA from Pocillopora verrucosa, 554 nucleotides. The record is from RefSeq and is a predicted model, not a curated record. Lineage: Eukaryota; Metazoa; Cnidaria; Anthozoa; Scleractinia; Pocilloporidae.